Molecule: messenger RNA, 2771 nt
Organism: Owenia fusiformis
Lineage: Eukaryota; Metazoa; Annelida; Polychaeta; Sabellida; Oweniidae
Source: the annotation of a GenBank genome assembly
AUGAAGCAUGCAAGGUGGCGUGUGGUACUCCUAAUUUUACUAGCAAGAAUCCAUGUACUAGCAACAGCAGAAAAUGGUAGAACGUGCGUGAGGUUGAAUUGUCCAGAUGAUAACACUUGCUUGAAGCAAAAGAUACAAAACGUUUGGCAGAAGUGCAAAAAUGUAACAGACGGCUUGACCGAAAACUUGAGCGAUCUCACAAUAGGUGCUGCUGAUCUCAGAAAAAUUGUAUCGGAACAAGGAAUUGUACUUACAGAACAAAGAAAAACAAUCGCUCAGAGCAAAAAUGUAACCGAUGAUCUCCAGAAAGCUAUUGCAGAUCAAGGAAACACAAUUGCGGAUCAAAGAAAGGCACUUACAGAACAAGGGAACAGAAUUGCCGAACAAAGAAAUAUAACCACGCAGUGCAAAAGCAUAACUGAGGAUCUUCAGAGAACUAUUGCAGAACAAGGAAACACAAUUGCGGAUCAAAGAAAAAUAAUCACGAAGUACAAGAACAUAACUGAUGAUCUUCGGAAAAAUAUUGCAGAGCAAGGAAACAAUAUUACCCAUCUGAUCACGACAACAGCUAGACAAGAAGAGAUAAGUCGGAAUCUCACAAUUAAAAUUCAAGACUUGGAGGCGUCCAUCAAUGGACUUUACCAAUAUCGUCAACAGAAUCGCCCAAAUAGAGGACCAUCUGCGUGGUAUUUUUAUGGAAACAAUAUAACAGAAAGAGAAACAUAUUUAGAGAGUGCAGCUAGAAAGGCAUGGGUAGAUUCUGAAACUGAUUUACCACGAGGGACAUUAACAGGCUUUGUAGUAUAUUUAGAACCUGACGUUACUAGAGAUACAAGAGCAAGACUCCAAAUAUGGCGGGCGAUACCUCCAAGUGAUGAACGAUUUUUAUUAGUCUGGGAAAAAGAAGUGACAUUUUUGAGAAGUAAAACCGGAUUGGUGGAAAUUUACCUUUUACCACCAGAAAGAUUUCGUACGAUAAGUGGAGACAAAAUAGGAUGGACUUAUGAAGGAGAUGUUGGUCCUAUUAGUUUAUCCUAUGGACAGAACCAUUUGACAUACUUCUUACCAUUGGACAACAGUCCUAACCCACAAAUAGGACGCGAAUAUGAGUUUGUUUCUCUUCCUUUGGAAUCCAUAUUUUCAAUAGGAGUACUGAUCGAUACAAAUAUUGAAGGAGCAACUGGAGCUACAGGACCGAGUGGGCCAAUUGGAGCUACAGGACCUAGUGGACCUGUUGGAGCUACAGGACCGAGUGGGGCAACUGGAGCCACAGGACCAGAAGGAACAGCUGGAGGUUCAAGCGGACGUCCUUCUGCAUGGUACUUUUAUGGAAACAAUGUAACAGACGGAGAAACAUUUUUAGAAAGUGGAGCUAGAAAGGCAUGGGUAGAUUCUGAAACUGAUUUACCACGAGGGACAUUAACAGGCUUUGUAGUAUAUUUAGAACCUGGGGCCACUAGAGAUACUAGAGCACGACUUCAAAUAUGGCGGGCGAUACCUCCGAGUGAUGAACGAUUUUUAUUAGUCUGGGAAAAAGAAGUGACAUUUUUGAGAAGUAAAACCGGAUUGGUGGAAGUUUACCUCUCAAUAUCAGAACGAUUUCGUACCACUAGUGGAGAUAAAAUAGGAUGGACUUAUGAAGGAGAUAUUGGCCCUAUUAGUCUAUCCUUUGCACAGAACCAUUUGACAUAUUUCUUACCAUUGGAUAACAGUCCCAACCCAACAGUAGGUCGCGAGUAUGAGUUCGAAAUGCUUCCCCUGGAGAGCAUAUUUUCAAUAGGAGUAUUGAUCGAUACAUCCAAUGAAGGAGCAAUCGGUCCUACUGGAGCGACGGGACCAGGUGGCCCCAUUGGAGCUACAGGACCAAUUGGAUCCGUUGGUGCUACAGGGGCAAGCGGACUCGUUGGAGCUACUGGGCCGUACGGAUCCACUGGAGCUACAGGACCGAGUGGUCCCACUGGAGCCACAGGACCAAGUGGACCUGUUGGAGCUACAGGACCAGAAGGGCCAACUGGAAGUGUAGGACCAAGUGGACAAGAUCGGACAACAGAUAUAACAGGGAACUGGACCGGCUAUUUCAUCUGUGACGGGGUGGGGUACAAUACAACGAUGGAAUUAAAGACAAUGGCGUCUUCUGUCGCACAGUGGCAUUUUGUUUCUGGCAACCUAAGUUUCUCAAACUCGUCACAUGGGAUAAGGGGCAUUCAUGAAAUAUCAGGUGUGUUUUAUAGAGGGACCAAGAAAUGCAUUUUGUAUGGUCCCAGAUGGAUUGAAAAACCGGAUGGCUGGUCUUCGAUGUUUCAGUUCCAAAGUUGUUUCUACAGAGAGGACUCUCGCACGAUUGAAGUUCAGUUCAACAGGAAUGCUGUUUGUACAACACCACCAAUAACAAUGAACAAACGUAUAUAGUAUCCAAAACCUAGCAAAAUGAUUGGCUGGGAGGCGUCAGCUAAGGACAGAAAACACGUAAAAACAUACGUUCCACGGAGUGAACUUACUGGUCCUAUAAUAUAUGAUAGGUUAUAUGUGACGUAAUAUGUUCCACUAGUGAACUUAGUAUCACUACGUUCAUACGUUUCAUAUAGCCUAGGUUGUGGCUAUACACCAAUAAUUAGAAUACUUUGGACAAAAUAUGUAAUCAUACUUUAUACAAAUGGAUCAUUAUUCCAUUAUUUUCAACAGAUAUACUAUCAUGUCAUUCCAAAAUGACAGGGAAAUAGGAGGGGAGGGGAGCGAAAGCACAAAGAGGUUGAACACUCUUUAUAUAAAUU